Colletotrichum navitas is the source of this 1278-nucleotide messenger RNA. RefSeq names its product Rtr1/RPAP2 family protein. The transcript has a single exon. Gene Ontology annotation, molecular function: RNA polymerase II CTD heptapeptide repeat phosphatase activity; RNA polymerase core enzyme binding. The record is from RefSeq and is a predicted model, not a curated record. Gene Ontology annotation, cellular component: nucleus; cytoplasm. Lineage: Eukaryota; Fungi; Ascomycota; Sordariomycetes; Glomerellales; Glomerellaceae. The coding region runs from base 273 to 1175 and encodes 300 amino acids.
CAAAGGAAGCAACAGCGCGAAUCGAACCUUCUCCAACUGGACUGCUUAACAAUUUUCCAGCACUCGCACCUUCAACGCCAGCCCUUCCAUCGGUACCCGAACUUUCACCAGCCUCAAACCUUUGCUUAUUCGAGAUACUCAGUUCGCUUGCCGCAGGCACCUCCUGCAUAACCAUAGACUAGAACAACGUCCUUUGCGAUUUGGCAGUGGAGCCCCGCCCGACGCCUCACAUCGCACCAUCCUCUCCCUCGCAAACUACGAAACCACCCAUCAUGGCCACCGAUGGCCGGCCACUGAAGGGCAUUCUCAAAAAGCCAGCCGGUGUCUCCGGCAACAGCAACUCUGGCGCCGCUGCCGCUGUACUCAACCCGCGAAAGCAGGAUCCCCGCGAAAUCGCGCUACAACACGCACGCAUCAUCCAACAGCGCAAGGACCUCGAGAUCGAGAUCCUCGAGAGCUUGGCCCUGCUGUCCGAGUACCCCACCGAGCGCGGCAGCCGCCUCUACUCGGCCGCGAACCCCUCACCCCGCGACGUCGCCGACUUCAAGGCCAACGUCCGCCUCUUCCAGCCCUCCGACUACGACGACCUCAUCGAGGAGCGUAACGUCAACGGGCUGUGCGGCUAUACCCUCUGCGCCCAACCCAAGCCGGCCGCCUCCAAAGGUGGCGAAUGGCGUCUCGUCAACUUUGGCACAUCGAAUUUCGACAUUGUUAACCGCAAGGAGUCGGAGAAGUGGUGUUCCAAGGACUGUCAGCGCAGGGCGCUCUACGUCAAGGUCCAGCUUAACGAGACGGCCGCCUGGGAGCGCGCGGGAAUCCCGGAUAUCGAGAUUGAGCUGCUCGGCGAGGACAGGUCGGCAAGGGUGGACCCCGCUGCACAAGCGACGCAUGACCUCGCGAACCUGAAGCUGGAGGAGAGCAGGAGGGCGGCUGAUGAAUCCGCGACGCUGGCUUUGGAGAGGGGCGAGGUGCGGCAGGCGGGUGGCCAGUCGGGCAAGACGUUUACGCUUGCGAUCAGGGAGAGAGAUGCCAAGCCGCCAGUCGAUAACGGUAUCUUUGCGGAACCGGACGAUGCGCAUCUGAUGGUGGAAGGACACAGACCGGGCGCUGGGAAGGCGCACGCUCGGGCCGAGGCUCUCCAGGCUGAAGCUCGAUUUAGGAAGGAAAACGAAUGAUGUGAAAAUUUCACGGGCAGAAGGGAAUUUAACACUGUUCUUUGGAGUGCGGCGUAGUCGGCUCGGCCUGGCGACAGGAGCUGGUUGCUGUAUAUAUAUAGAC